Molecule: messenger RNA, 1914 nt
Organism: Aspergillus steynii IBT 23096
Lineage: Eukaryota; Fungi; Ascomycota; Eurotiomycetes; Eurotiales; Aspergillaceae
Product: alpha-L-arabinofuranosidase A
Exons: 8
Coding region: 1-1914 (637 amino acids)
Biological process (GO): L-arabinose metabolic process
Molecular function (GO): alpha-L-arabinofuranosidase activity
Source: RefSeq, a predicted model, not a curated record
AUGGUUCGCAAGUGCCUUUUGCUGUCGCUGUUGGCAGCAUGCAGUGCUGCGGUUAAGAUCACGGUUGCAAAGUCCGGUGGCAAUGCCACCAGUGAUCUGCAGUAUGGCAUUAUGGAAGAGGAAAUCAACCACUGUGGUGAGGGAGGUCUGUACGCAGAGUUGAUCCGCAACCGCGCCUUUCAAGGAGGGUCUAAAUUCCCUUCCAACUUGGAUGCUUGGAUCCCACUCGAGGGGACGACCCUGGCCCUGAAGAACCUCAGUCAGCCUUUAUCGUCUGCACUGCCAACGUCGGUGAACGUCAAAGGAGGCCGUGGCAAGGCCGGUCUGACAAACCUGGGCUGGUGGGGUAUUGAUGUGAAGAAGCAGAAGUACACUGGUUCCUUCUACGUUAAAGGGUCAUACAAGGGAUCUUUCACAGUAUCCCUCCAGUCCAACUCUACGGGAGACGUGUUUGCCAGCACCAAGGUCCGGUCCAAGAGUGUGCGCGGCGACUGGACGCAGCAUGAAUUCACCUUGACCCCCCGUAAAGCCGCGCCCAACACCAAGAACACAUUCUCGAUUAGCUUUGAUGCAUCCAAAACGGCAGAGGGAUCGCUCGACUUCAACCUGAUUAGUCUUUUCCCUCCAACCUACAACGACCGUCCAAAUGGUCUUCGGAAAGACUUGAUGCAGGCUAUGGCAGACUUUGGCCCGAAAUUCCUCCGGUUCCCCGGUGGAAACAACCUCGAAGGCGACUUUAUCGCCGGCCGGUGGAAGUGGAAUGAGACCAUCGGACCCUUGAAAGACCGCCCGGGCCGUGCCACCACUUGGAAUUACCAGGAGAGCCUCGGACUGGGAUUGGUUGAGUACAUGGAAUGGUGCGAUGACCUGGGAAUCGAGCCGAUCCUCGGAGUCUGGGCCGGUUUCGCCCUGAAUGGCGACGCGAUUCCCGAAGCCGACCUUGACUUCUAUGUACAAGACGCACUGAACGAAAUCGAGUUCCUCACUGGCUCCACAGACACCGAGUACGGCGCUCUGCGUGCCUCGGUCGGUCAUCCGGAGCCAUGGACCCUGCGGUACGUUGAGGUUGGCAACGAAGAUAACCUCAACAACGGACUGUCGUCGUACAAGUCGUACCGAUUCAAAGCAUUCUACGACGCGAUCAAGGCCAAGUACCCGGGCAUGGUGGUUAUUGCCUCGACGAUCGAUAUGACUCUUCCGGGUGAUGCGGCCGGCGAUUACCAUCUAUACGACGUUCCUGAUAACUUUGUAUCUCGGUUCAACUUCUUCGACCAAUUUGAUCCGAAGAACAAGCUCUUACUUGGUGAAAUCGCCGCCACCGAGUUUAACAACGGCAAGGGCAUCGACUGGAGCGACACCAACUUCUCCCUGUACCCCUGGUGGAUCGGCACCGUUGCCGAAGCUGUCUUCCUUCUUGGUGCAGAGCGCAACGCCGACAAGAUCAUUGGAACGACCUACGCCCCCUUCUUCAUGAACCUCGAUAACUACCAAUGGUCACCCACCUUCAUCGCCUUCAACGCCGAUCCAGCUCAAACUGCCCGAUCCGCCAGCUGGCAUCUAUACAACCUCUUCUCCCACACCCACAUCACCAACACCCUGCCCUCGACCUCCACCUCCGAUUUUGGGCCCCUUUACUACGCCACAGGCCUCGACAAGACCACCAACUCCCGCAUCUUCAAGGCCGCAGUAUACAACAGCACCGAGGAGGUCCCCGUCUCGCUGUCCUUCGAGGGCGUCAAGGCCGGCACGAAGGCGCAGCUGACCGUUCUGAGCGCCCCCGACCCGUUCGCCAUGAACGAGGUGGGUGGGCAGAACGUGGUGUCGGAGAAAGUCACUACCGUGCGUGCAGGCAAGAAGGGUGUCUAUGAGUUUAAGUUGCCGAACUUGAGCAUUGCCGUUUUGAAGACUGAUUAA